This is a messenger RNA of Boleophthalmus pectinirostris (great blue-spotted mudskipper), 670 nucleotides long. RefSeq names its product fatty acid binding protein 2, intestinal (gene fabp2). Gene Ontology annotation, molecular function: fatty acid binding. Gene Ontology annotation, biological process: fatty acid transport. The transcript has 4 exons. Bases 160 to 558 code for a protein of 132 amino acids. Gene Ontology annotation, cellular component: nucleus; cytosol. The record is from RefSeq and is a predicted model, not a curated record. NCBI's taxonomy places the organism in Eukaryota, Metazoa, Chordata, Actinopteri, Gobiiformes, Gobiidae.
GUCGAGCUUUAAACAGCCACAUCAUCAUUAAGAUAAAUGAGGCGAUAAGACGAUCCGGGUUUUAAAAGGCAUGUCAGAGCCGCCAGGUGCAGUCCCUGUCACUGCAGACUCCACCACUGCUCAGCCUCAUCCUGCACCCGCCACCCAACACCCGCCAACAUGACCUUCAAUGGAGCCUGGAGAGUUGACCGCAGUGAAAACUAUGAGAAGUUUAUGGAGCAAAUGGGUGUUAACAUGGUGAAGAGGAAGCUGGCAGCUCACGACAAUCUCAAAAUCACCUUGGAACAGAAUGGAGACAAGUUUCAUGUGAAGGAGAGCAGUAACUUCAGAACCCUGGAGAUAGACUUUACACUGGGAGUCACCUUUGAGUACAGCCUCGCAGAUGGGACAGAACUAUCAGGCUCAUGGGUCAUGGAGGGAGAUACGUUGAAAGGAAUUUUCUUCAGAAAGGACAACGGCAAACAACUCACCACCACAAGAGUUGUUGUAGGAGACGAACUAAUACAGAGCUACAACUACGAAGGCGUGGAUGCUAAGAGGAUUUUCAAGAGAGGUUAGAGAAAACAGGGGCCAAACUUUCCACAUUUUGUGUUAAAUCGCCAACUCCUUGAACCAACAAAGGAGUGGCACUGACAAGCUUGAAGUAUUUUAUGCCUGGUUUUGAUACUAU